AUUGCAGAUUUUAUGAAGUUUCUAUUCAAUGAUUCCAAUAUAUUUAUAUGAAAUGUAUUUAUUUCAAUCAUAUUUCAAUAUAUAUUUUUUUUAUUCUUACAGCUGAUAUGGUACUACAUCGUUUCACUAGCAUGAAACAAACUUUUAUGACGAACUAUCGGAAAGAGCGUAAAUCUAAAGGAAGAUGUAGUGGAAAAAGUCCCGAAGAAAUAUACAAACCAAAAUGGAUUUUAUAUGAGAAGCUAAAAUUUCUGAGAAAAACAUGUGCUCAGGCAGAUAGUCUGUCUAACUUACAAAAUCCUUUAAAUAUUUCAAAUUCUAAUAGCAACGAAUCUUCACGAAAUGAUAUUGCAAUGGAAAAUAUUGAGUUUCUGGAAAAUGAUUUUACAGAUAUACAACAAUGGCAAGCCAUGCCUAUUGAUAAUCAAGAAAAUGAAACUGACAACAGCCCAUCUUUCACAAGUACAAAUAGUCCAGCAAGUUCGUCAUCGCUUUGUUAUAAAUCUAAUCCAAACAGUCCAUCUGAUUCAUCAACAGCGUUACCAGAACUUACUCAUCCUUCUGCCUUGAAACCAUAUAACAGACAAGACAUGUAUGUGAAAAGAGGAGCAGCAAAAAAAAGGCGGGUGUCAGUAAUAGAGGAGGCAAUGGAUGCCAUUAAAACAUUGACAAAUCAACCAUUACCUAUUUCUGACAAUGAUUCAGUAGAGCACUUUGGAAAUUUCGUGACAGCAAGAUUACGAGAAAUAAGUCCUAUAAGUCGUAAGAACUGUGAACAUGAGAUUAUGAAAAGUCUUGCAAAUUAUUAAUUACCAAAAAUUACCAAAAACCACACACACACACACACACACACGCACACACACACACACGCACGCACGCACGCACGCGCGCACGCACGCGCGCGCGCGCGCGUAUAUAUGUAUGUUAUGUUACAUUAUUGCAUGUCACAUAUAGUUGCAAUAAAUUAUAUAUUAAGUUACAUUAUUAUAUAUAUUUGCAAUAAGCUAUAUAUUAUGUUACAUUAUUACAUGUUAUAUAUGUUUGCAAUAAGCUUUAAGAAUUUUAUUUUAUAUGUUCUGUAUUAUUAAUACAUUUUAUAACAUAAUUUCCAUUAUAAAAUUCUAACUUUUUAAAAAAUAUAUAUGUAUUUAAUUAUACAUUUGAAAAAAAGCUCAAAAUCUGUAACCAUCAACCAUACGUUCUUGCCAUGGAACAGCUCCUACUCCAUUGAAAUAAUCACACCACUCAUCUCUAAGUUGAAGGGCAGCAUUAGCAUGGCGGUUACCUCCUUGAUUGCCCAAAUUGAUCAUUCCAAAAGUAGGUUCUUGUCGCCACUUUCCCGGAUGAAAUCUAUACAUGAGUUCGUCUUCCUUAUCAAGAAAUUCAGGAGGAGUAUACAUAU
Messenger RNA from Formica exsecta, 1402 nucleotides. RefSeq lists its product as uncharacterized. The coding region runs from base 48 to 809 and encodes 253 amino acids. NCBI's taxonomy places the organism in Eukaryota, Metazoa, Arthropoda, Insecta, Hymenoptera, Formicidae. The record is from RefSeq and is a predicted model, not a curated record. The transcript has 2 exons.